AUGUUCCGCACACAGGCCCCUUCCGGCCGAGCAUGCGCCUUUAGGGAUCCGGCUGCAGGUGCGAUCCGGAGGCUCCGGCGGGCCAUGGCUGCCCUCCUCCGAGCUGUGUCGCGGUUGCCAGGGCCGGCUGUGUGGAGAAGGCCUCUCUACGGGCUGCAGUGCUGCAAUGGGCAGGAUUUUAGGAGGUGGGUGGGGAGCAGGUCACCCACCUCGAAGGAGAAACCACCAGGCACAGAGACAGAGAAAUUCCAGAUGAUCUACCGGUUCGAUGCCAUCAGAGCCUUUGGGUACGUGUCUAAGCUGAAGGUGGCACAGACAGCCCUGACGGUGCUGGCCCUGCCGCCUGGCUUUUACUGGUACUCCCAGGGCCUCCUGACUUUCGACAACCUGUGUCUCAUGGGUGGGAUCGCUGGCUUCGCCCUGGCCAUGCUGUACUGGAUGAGCUAUUUCUUCCGGAGGCUGGUGGGCAUCCUGUACGUGAACGAGUCAGGCACCAUGCUGCGGGUGGCCCACCUGACCUUCUGGGGCUGGCGGCAGGACACCUACUGCCCGGUGGCCGAAGUGAUACCUAUGACAGAAACCCAGGACCGGCCCCAGGAGAUUUUCGUGCGGAUCCAGCAGUACAGUGGGAAGCAGACCUUCUACCUCACCCUGCGCUAUGGACGCAUCCUGGACAGAGCGCGUUUCACACAGGUGUUUGGGAUGCUGGACACGCUCAAGUGAACGGUUGACGGCUGGGCUCCUGAGUUGCCCUGGGCCACCUGGAUCUCCGACCGAAGGCUGAGCAUGUGGGUGAGGCUAAAGAAGGGGAUCUGACAGCUGGAGACUUUGCCAGGCCCCCUGGGAAGCUUGACUGUUGGGAUGAAGAAAUUCAUGAGGCGGAUGCUAAUAACCCAGCUUAGGAAAGAGGCCUUAGUGCAAAUUCUUACCACACUUGUGCAUGACAUUCAGUUGGAUAAUGGCCAGAAGAGUCUGUUAAGAGCCAGUUCUUGGAAGAAGCUCUGCCCAGUUCACUCUACACACAGUGCUGUGAAUUGGGGAGAUGGUGUGGCAGGGGGAACACUGGAUUUGGGGUCAGAAGACUUAACUCCCUGUCCUGGGUCAGGUAACUGAGUCUCUCUGGGCCUUGUUUUUCACAUUUGUAACAUGGAAAAUCCUGCCUGUCUCAUUGGGUGGGUGUGAGAAUAAACAAUAAAUGUCAACUACGUUGCAAACUCAACA
Molecule: messenger RNA, 1221 nt
Organism: Myotis lucifugus (little brown bat)
Lineage: Eukaryota; Metazoa; Chordata; Mammalia; Chiroptera; Vespertilionidae
Gene: TMEM186
Product: transmembrane protein 186
Cellular component (GO): mitochondrion
Source: RefSeq, a predicted model, not a curated record